Messenger RNA from Clonostachys rhizophaga, 270 nucleotides. Lineage: Eukaryota; Fungi; Ascomycota; Sordariomycetes; Hypocreales; Bionectriaceae. The record is from the annotation of a GenBank genome assembly.
AUGAAGGUUUCAUCUGCCAUUCUCUCUGUCUUGGCCACUGCUGGCCUUGUCUCCGCCACGCUUGGAGACACCAACAAGGUCCUCCCUCAGAUUCCCGGCAUGUGGAGGAACGCUCCCGGAAAGAAUACAACACAAUCUGAAGAUGAGACCCAGACUGAGCAAUCUACUCGCGCCAUAGGAGGAAUCACUUCGCUCCCCCGCCGGUGGAUUGAAUCCCUUCACGCCCGCGAGGCCGAGGUCGUCGUUGAGGUCGUUACCGAGGCUGAAUAG